GCAUUCAGCGUUACGCAAUCACACCGUGAAACCAAUUAAAAGUACUUUAGGCGCUCUUGUUUGACUUCGUCUGCUUGAAAAUGUCACAGUCUUUUGGUGUUAGAUGUUUAGAUUUAUCUCAAAGUCAAACCCCUGUCUUAUGUGUGAUGUAAUGUGCCUUGAAUAUGACGAAGAUCAAGAAGUACAAGUGUAAAUCAAUCGUGAAUAUUUGUGCAUAAUUUCACCUUUCAAAUCUCAUGAGACAGUGAAAGAAAAGCAGCCAUCAAGAUGGCAUUUGAUGUAAUAUCAGACCGAAGAUUUAGAGAGACGAGAGUUCCGAUGGACUCAGCCGGACAGCAGACACAUUCAACUGGUUCCUUGUUGAGACCAAGUCAAGCAUCAAAGAAAUAUGUUCUGUCCCGGUCGCAGGUCUCGACAAACAGCAGGAUGUCUCUUGGCAGGGUGUUCUCUCACCGAGUGUUGACUAAUCACCCCCGGGAACAGAAUCUCGAGUCAAAGCCAUCCUGGGGUCCGAUGGUGGGACAGAUUCCUUCACGAGACCAGGAUGAGGUGGAUGAGGACUUUCUGGGGGAAUCUGUACACUCAGCACAAGAGAAAAGGUCCAGAUUAGCGGGGAAUAUCAGAGCCAAAUUGGGAUUUUGGAAACUCAAGCUUCAUGACUUCAAAAUCUGGUACAGGAGAAACAAGAACAAGAACUGGGAGCUGCCGGUGUUCACGUCGUACAUUAAAACAAUUGAAAGUAACUUUGGAUCUGGAAUUGGCACUUUCUUCGUAUUCACUCGAUGGGUGAUAUUGCUGAACAUUGCUCUGGCUGUAGUGUGGCUGGGAUUCGUUGUCCUGCCAACAGCUGUGGCCUUCGACUACUCGUCCAUAAAAAAUUCUUUCUCCUACUCCAACCUCCUCGACGGACAGGGUCCAGUGGGAGAGUCAUGGGUGUUCUUCUGUGCCUACACCCCCCAGCUGGGAGUCGGACACUUGCAGACAUCAACACACGUCAAAUCCUACCACACCGGCCUCGCCUACCUCACCAUGAUCAUUGUCACGUACUUCGGCAGUCUUUUGUUUAUACUCAGAAGCAUGGCCAGUGGAAUGCAGCCAGCCCAGUCCGAGUCUGCAAGGACCAGGUUUUGCUUUGCACUUCUCACCUUCACGUCAUGGGACCACAGCAUCAGCUCCCCUGAGGCCGCAGUCAACCUGUCCAAGGGCAUUGCCAGCAGCCUGAAGGACAACUUGUAUGGUGCAAAGGCUGCCGAUUUGACUGAACAAUGGACUAGGAGUGAGAAAGUCAAAGUUUACGGUCGUCGAAUUACAGCCUGGUUCAUUACUAUGGUGCUAGUGGGAGCUGGUUGUACAGGGAUCGUCUAUCUGGUUAUCUUUGUCAACUUCACCACAGAUGUGUCCUUAACCAUCAAUGACGUCAGCUUGGAGCAGUACAUGCCCGGCUUCAAGACCUACAUCACACCCAUAUCCUUCAGCCUCAUCAGCAUGAUUGUACCGCUCUGUAUCUAUCAGCUGCCAAAGAUGGAGCAUUAUGCAAGUGGAAAGAUGGAACUGAAUGUUACUCUCAUCAGAAUCUUCACCUUGAGAAUGGCCAAUCUCUUUGCUCUCAUUGUCUCCUUGUAUAACAUCGUCAAUGCACACAGCAAGAAGGACCCCGGUAAGGCCAGCAGCAGCAACUGUAUGGGGACUGUGAUUGGUCAGGAGUUGUACAAACUCGUCAUUAUGGACACCAUCAUUCAUACAGUUGCUAAUGUGCUGAUGAAUUUCAUGAGAUACUACUGGACCAUGAAUAAAAUAGAGUUUAACAUCUCCUCGUCUGUUCUUGUGCUCAUCUACAGACAGGCUCUUAUCUGGAUUGGGACUCUGGCUUGUCCCGUCCUGCCUCUGAUAGGGACGCUAUCAGACCUGGUGUUCUUCUUCCUCAUGUACGGCAUCAUCAAGCACACCGGCAUGCCUCCGAUCAAGCGCUGGGCUCAGUCUCGCAACACAGUCUUCUUCAUGACCUUUCUCCUCCUCUCUCUCAUCUGCAUCCUUGUCCCUGUUGCCAUUGUCAUUGGAAGUCCGAUUCUAGACCUGGGCACAACACACAAUGCCACAGUACGCUAUGGGCCAUUUAGUACUGGCAGCAUGCCAUCGUCAGCAUACCAAGACUUUGUUAAAAGUUUAGAUGUGGAGUGGCUGGAAAAAGUGUUCAUGUGGGGUAUCUCGGACGCGGUGGUGCUACCCCUAUUCUUCAUACUUCUAACGCUGCUGGUGUAUCAGCGCAAUCGCAUCAGUGGGGAGGCAAAGCAUGGAGUCAUCCUACAGGCGGAGCUGCAACAGGAAAGAGAAGAUAACAAGAACUUGAUGAAGAAAAUAAGAAAUAUGAAAGUAUAUUUGUGAAUAAGUUU
This is a messenger RNA of Haliotis rufescens (red abalone), 2390 nucleotides long. RefSeq names its product transmembrane channel-like protein 7. Bases 268 to 2382 code for a protein of 704 amino acids. Lineage: Eukaryota; Metazoa; Mollusca; Gastropoda; Lepetellida; Haliotidae. The record is from RefSeq and is a predicted model, not a curated record. Gene Ontology annotation, cellular component: plasma membrane. The transcript is spliced from 18 exons. Gene Ontology annotation, molecular function: mechanosensitive monoatomic ion channel activity.